AUGUAUUUAAAUUUCAGUGCUUAUGAAGUUCCAGCUUACGGAUCAACAGCUACUGAUAAUGAAUUAGAAGAAUUUCAUUGUCAUAGUGAGGAAGAUGAACAGCCUAAAACUGAUCAACAAGCAAUCAGAAUCCUUUGGGCUUCUGCAGUUAUAUGUCUAAUUUUUAUUAUCUGUGAAGUGAUCGGAGGUUAUUUGGCUCAGUCACUUGCGAUUGUUACAGAUGCUGCACAUUUGGGAAAUGUUAAAUUGCAGUUGACCGAUUUUGCGAGUAUGUUAGUUUCACUUUUUGCUCUUUACAUGUCGAAAAGACCAGCGUCACAACGCAUGAGCUUUGGAUGGCAUCGUGCUGAAGUGAUGGGUGCAUUUAUUUCGGUAUUUAUGAUUUGGAUAAUUACUGGAAUAUUAGUUUAUAUGGCUACUGAUCGCAUUAUCAGCAAUUCAUAUCAUAUUGAUGCUUCUAUUAUGGCAAUUACUGCUGCUUUAGGAGUUUUGCAAUUAAAUGGUAGUAUGGCGACAUUACUUUACUUUGGUGGACAUAGUCAUUCUCAUAGUGGUCAUUCCCAUGCUACAAGUUCACAUAAUAAAGCAAAUAUUAACGUACGUGCAGCAAUGAUUCACGUUAUUGGCGAUUUAUUGCAAAGUGUUGGCGUACUUAUUGCAGCGCUACUCAUUUUCUACAAUAAAAAAUGGUCGAUAGCUGAUCCUAUUUGCACAAUUAUUUUUUCGAUAAUUGUUCUCUGUACGACAAUUUAUAUAAUUCGCGAUGCGAUGGUUGUACUUCUUGAAGGUUCACCAUCUAAUAUCAAUUUUCAUACGGUAUUUGAUUCUUUGGAAUGUAUCGAAGGUGUUAAAAAAGUUCACAAUUUACGGAUUUGGUCAUUAACACUUGAUAAAAUAGCAAUCAGUGUACACCUGGAAAUCGCACCUGGCGCUAAUGCUCCUUGGAUACUCAAGAGAACAACUCAAAUGUUACGUGAUCAGUACAAUGUUAUAGAAAGUACUGUACAAAUUGAAGGAUAUAAUCCUGAAAAACAAGACUGUAAUCGAUGUAUACCGCCACCGUGA
Molecule: messenger RNA, 1065 nt
Organism: Thelazia callipaeda (thelaziosis nematode)
Lineage: Eukaryota; Metazoa; Nematoda; Chromadorea; Rhabditida; Thelaziidae
Source: the annotation of a GenBank genome assembly